Molecule: messenger RNA, 7446 nt
Organism: Dromaius novaehollandiae (emu)
Lineage: Eukaryota; Metazoa; Chordata; Aves; Casuariiformes; Dromaiidae
Product: NAD-dependent malic enzyme, mitochondrial
Exons: 17
Coding region: 252-1988 (578 amino acids)
Biological process (GO): pyruvate metabolic process; malate metabolic process
Cellular component (GO): mitochondrion
Molecular function (GO): NAD binding; malate dehydrogenase (decarboxylating) (NADP+) activity
Source: RefSeq, a predicted model, not a curated record
GGGUGUCCCUCCCUGCCGCUGCCCUGUUUGUUUCAUUUAGCGGUGGGUGUCGAGCGGGACGGGGCCGCGCCGGGCGCGAGCGCCUGCGGCACAAUAGGAGCGGCUCCGCGGGCGGCAUCGCUGCGGGAGGAGGCAGAGCCCAUUCUGGUUUUGUCUAAUCUAGUUGUAACAGGCCAGCAGACAUGCUUUCUUUCCUUUCCGUUGUCCAGGCCGGUAGACCUCAUGGCCAGAAAGGUGCAGUAUAAAAGUAAAUGCUCUCUCGAUUAAAAGUUGCUGCCACUCCCUGUACAAUGGCGUGUCGCAGAGCGCAUACGAAAGAAAAAGGCAAGCCGCUGAUGUUAAACCCACGAACAAACAAGGGCAUGGCCUUCACAUUACACGAACGACAGAUGCUUGGGUUGCAAGGGCUUCUACCUCCUAAAAUAGAGACACAGGACAUUCAAGCCUUACGCUUCCAUAAGAACUUGGCAAAAAUGAGUGACCCCCUGGAAAAGUAUAUCUACAUAAUGGGAAUCCAAGAGAGAAAUGAAAAAUUAUUCUAUAGGGUAUUGCAAGAUGAUAUUGAGCGGUUAAUGCCAAUUGUAUAUACCCCAACAGUAGGCCUUGCCUGCUGCCAGUAUGGACACAUCUUCAGGAGACCAAAAGGAUUAUUUAUUUCUAUCUCAGACAGAGGUCAUAUAAGGACAAUUGUGAACAACUGGCCAGAGAAUGACGUUAAGGCUGUUGUUGUCACUGAUGGAGAAAGAAUAUUGGGUCUUGGAGACCUCGGUGUUUAUGGAAUGGGAAUUCCAGUAGGAAAACUGUGUCUGUAUACGGCGUGUGCAGGCAUACAUCCAGAUAAAUGCUUGCCUGUGUGUAUCGACGUUGGAACUGAUAAUACAACACUCUUAAAAGAUCCGUUUUAUAUGGGCCUGUACCAAAAAAGGGAUCGCUCGCAGGCCUAUGAUGACCUAAUUGAUGAAUUUAUGGAAGCCAUUACAGACAGGUAUGGCCAGAACACACUUAUCCAGUUUGAAGACUUUGGAAAUCACAAUGCUUUUCGUUUUUUAAGAAAAUACAGAGAGAAAUACUGUACUUUCAAUGAUGAUAUUCAAGGAACAGCUUCAGUGGCCUUAGCAGGACUGUUGGCAGCACAGAGAGCCAUUGGUAAACCACUUGCAGAGCAGAAAGUGCUGUUCCUUGGAGCAGGAGAGGCUGCCCUGGGAAUUGCAAACCUCAUUGUUAUGGCUAUGAUGGAAAGCGGUGUUUCUGCUGAGGAAGCCCACAACAAAAUAUGGAUGUUUGACCAGUAUGGUUUACUGGUUCAGGGCCGAGAACAGGCGGUGGAUUCCAAUCAAGAACCAUUUACGCACCAGGCUCCAGAGCAGAUGCCAAAGACAUUUGUAGAGGCAGUGAAUGUACUUCGGCCUUCGGCUAUCAUUGGAGUUGCAGGAGCUGGGCGGCUUUUCUCAGAAGACGUGAUCAAAGCAAUGGGCUCUAUCAAUGAGCGACCCAUCAUAUUUGCACUAAGUAACCCCACAGUGAAAGCUGAAUGCACAGCAGAGGAAGCGUACGUGUUAACAGAGGGACGAUGCUUGUUUGCCAGUGGCAGUCCCUUCGACGUGGUGACCUUGAAAAAUGGACGAACCUUCAAACCGGGCCAGGGAAACAAUGCUUAUAUUUUUCCAGGUGUGGCUCUCGCUGUGGUCCUCAGCAGUGUUCGACAUAUUAGUGAUAAGGUUUUCCUAGAGGCUGCUAAGGCAUUGACAGAGCAGUUGACUGAUGAAGAACUUGCACAAGGAAGACUUUAUCCUCCACUGUCUAAUAUCAGGGAAGUUUCUAUUAAUAUUGCUGUCAAGGUUAUGGAAUUUUUGUACGCAAACAACAUGGCUUUCCACUAUCCUGAGCCUGCAGAUAAGAGCCGUUACAUUCGAUCAAGAGUUUGGACCUACGAAUAUGACUCCUUCAUGCCAGAUGUGUAUGACUGGCCUGAGUCCAAGGUACAGUGAUGUGCCAGAAGAUACACUCCUCAGGCAGCAUAUUCUACUCUGCAGGGAUCCCUUUUUCAGACCAAUUUAAAUCAUGACUUUUGAGACUUGUAAUUUAUUUUCUCUCAUUUUGUUGUCUUUUUCCCUCUGCCUUGUUUUUGAUUUGACAUAGAUUUCUCCCCAUCUUCCCAAGUAUCUGAUGAACCAUAUGGGUGAUAGCAUCCGUCACAUAACUGAUAGAGCUCUCCAAAAUUAAUUUGAAUAAUGAUGUUGCAUUUCUAGCUUAGAGCCCUCACCACACUAAAGAAUUCCAAUAAUGAUGUUUUAGCUGCAUGCAUAUUAUAAUGAAUUAUAGCUCUCUCCUCACUGCUGAUUUCCAGAAUCAUUUAUUUCUGCUUUUAAUAAUCAGCCUUCUAUCUAAUUCUCCUGCUGUUGUCACACUGCAUUAUUUGUGACACCAUAAGAGAAUUUGUCAAGAAAAGAUCAGGACAGCUAAAGACAAAUCCGGCAGUCUAAUGGGCUGUUUUGUCUGAUGAUUAAAGAUGCACAUGUCCAGAUCUCCUUGCUUCGUUGGCUGCCCUGUUUUUUUUGAUGUGCUUUGAGGAGCAGUGGGGUGUGCACAUGUGGAAUCUGCAGCAAUAUUUGUAUUCUGAAUUUUCAUCACUGUGUGAAAUCUUCUAUCAGGAAAAAUAUGAACUAGUUGAAAUACAUCCUUGGAAAGUCUGAAAAUAGUAUUAAUCACUUAAUGACUUUAAAAAACCAAGCUACGCUGUUGUGUCAGAAAUUAUAUCAUAGAAAGGCAGAAUCUGAAGUAAUCUACAGAAAUCUUUUAGAGGGAGAACUGUGGUAGACUCCAAGGUGAUGUGCCAAAGGACUUUUGUUUCAUUUGUUUAUUUUUAAGGCUCUGUUUCUUCCAAGUAAAUCAGCAAGAUCGUUUUCUCCCUUUAGUUUGCAUAACUUUGCUUUCACAAAAGGACUUGUUUUUAAUGUUUUUAUGAUGCCACCGACUUGAGGGGCUCCUAAAUGAACUUAGUUGGCACUUUGAACAAAAGACUCUUCCCCCGCAAGCUGAUGAAACUAAACCAGAAGGUGCUACAGGCAGCUGUUGACACGCACAUUUACAGAAGUUUGACUGAAUGUUUCUUGUGAUCUCAGUUCAGCGUACUUGUAGUUUGAACACAAGAUCUAAUGCUUGAAAGAUCUAAUGCUUAGAAGUGGUAAUUUGAUCACUUGAUCCUCCCCUCUCCCUAUACAGGUUUAAAUUCUCCGGUAUUUUGUAUGAAAAUAAAAAUUGCUAGUUUAAUUUUGGCUCCAUUUCCUCGCAGUGAUAGUACUGCACAUGUGAUACAGAUAACACAAUGUGCAUUGCUUUUCAUUUUGUUCACAUCUGCUUUCAAUGCCCUUCAUUAUUUUACAUUAGCAUGCAACAACAAACUUUCAUGGUUACGGUCGAUGACUUCUCUAAAUCUAGUCUCUAUGAAAAGCCAUGGUAUGUCAGGAAUGGAAGUGAAGAUGAUGUACCCUCUCGUAGUUUGCUGUGUAAGACAAAAACCUGACAAAAGAAUAAAUAAAUACAUGUUAAAAAGUUGUACUGGCCAAAAAAAAAAAAACAUUUAAAAAAGGGUGUACUGGCAAACUUGAAGGCAGAAACCAAAGAGAUGAAGUAAAUCUUGCUCAGAAUUUAUCCAUCGCAAGCCUGUCUCAUGGCCUCAUACUGGAAAAUGCAGUCUCUUCAUAAGUAUGUAAAAUAGGGCCAAAAUAAAACAGAAAUACAGACUCUGCACCCCCUUAAAAAGAGCUGGUCUCAUGCUUAUUGCCUAGUCCCUGAUUUUAAUAUAAAGACUUAGUAGGGGAAAAAGGACAGUAAACUUUUGGAAGACUUCACCUAAGCAAGGAAAGAAGACUGAUUAUAUAAACACAGAAAGCAGUGACAUGGGGAAAAAACAACAUAUUCAAACUGGUGAAAAGCUGUCUGGUGGGGCUCUAGAUGCUACAUUGCCAAGUUGUGGUGUGAUUUAUGUGGUUUGCAACUUAUAUAUGUAAGUAUAUAUACAAAGAAAGACCAACACACACACAAUGUUUUUACAAAAAAUGCUUUUUCAUCUAUUUUUGCUAUGCUUAGUUUUUAUUGUAUUUAAAUGUGAUCUUACUGAAAAAUUAUUUGUUUAGUCUACAAAUUAUUUUUACCUUCUGAAAAUUCAGCUCUUGCUGAAGCAUGGACUGAAAGCCUGUUGUAGUGUGUCAGUGAGGUUCUGCAUCGUUGUGUUAAAGCAUAUCAGCAACGCACACCUCCUCACUUCUGACAAAAUAUUAAUUACGUAGAAGAGUAACAGAGAGAUCCCAUGCACUGAUCUUGUGCCCUGGCUGAGAGUGACCAGAGGCAGGGCAAUCGGCCAGUAAAUAUAACUCUGUUUUACAAAAGAAAGAUCUACAUCCAUCUAUUCAGACUGAUUUUUUUUUUUCAGGCAGUGAGUGCAGCCAUCACUUAGAGCGAACGGGCACUGACUGUACUCAGGGUUUCAGAACAUCUGGCAUUUGGGAAAACAGUAUUUCCUGCUCGCAACAGGGUCUUUGGUUUCCCAGAGGAAGCUGCCAAACAGACAAUUGGCAGUGGCUUGUGUCAAGGACAGGGAAGAUGCCUAUUUUGUGAAAUGCAGUUCUUUCUCCUCCUGAUGUGGGCUGCCUGCUGUCCCCUCUACGCAGAGGCCAAGAGGCAUUGCUCAGACCUGGCUGAUAGCGGGAUUUUCCUAGCUAUAAACGUUACUAGAUAAUUUUUAUGUAAAUCCCACUGCACAGGUGAGGAAAAACUUAGUCAUGUUUUUACUCCCAUCUUUGACUGACCGUGAGGCUCUGGUUACCUCUGGUCAUCCCCUCAUGUGGCCGUAGAUGUUCUCAAGGUCUGGAGUAGCACAGUCCUGAGUGUCUCUCCCUAACCUGUCCCAGUUAUAUCAGCUAAGAGGUCCCAGCUAGGCUUCAUCUGCCCGCACAUCUGUGUCCAUCAUGUAGUCAGGCUCUGCUGGUCAUCUGUAGCUUGAAACAGAGACACUGUAGGAUUUUGCCUUCAGCUUACAGCUAUUGUCUUCCAUUUGCAACAGGUAAUAUGUCAAAUCACAAACUUCUAAGUGUGUUUCACUCUUCCAUCUUUUUCAGAAUAUUUUUAAGUAUAUAGAUUCAUCUUCAGAUUUGAUGAACUCUUCAAAUCUAAUUAAUCUUUGAGUCAAUUAGCUAACUGUCAGUUGACAGUUAACUAAUUAAUUAACUGCUCAUCUUGCCACUUAGGAAGGAACCACAGUAUCCCUUUUGAUAGUCUACUUAAUGUGGUUUUUUUUUUUCUUUGCAGGCUUUAUCAAAAGCAUUUAUUAAUCUGUAUCAGUACAGAAAAUUCUCUUACGCAGCAUGCAAAGACAAAAAUCUUUCACCAGGAUGCAUUUUUGUAAUACUACAUAGUAUAAGUUAAGCUUAUAUUGUUUUUUGAAAAUUUUUGCCUAAACGAUGACUAGUGGUGUAGCUCUUCACACAGCCCUAGUGACUUUUGCCCUCUGAAUGGUGUAGAAAUGUCUUUCACGUCUCUUCUGUUAGGAUACUAUCCUGGAGGUACAGAACACUUCAGAGAAAAAUACUAAGCAUCAAAAACUCCCAUUGAAGUCAAUAGAGCUGAGGAUGCUUAGUCUUUUUCAGGACUGGUCCAAGACUUGCUCCCUUAAAAUCAACAGGAGCAGGGCUGGGUCUUUCAGCAGCGCAACGUACAGAAACAUCUAGGUGAGGAGAAGUGGGAAGUCUUUAAAAAGAAAAAUAGCUAAGAGAGUGUAGCCUCACUUUAUGAAAUAUGUGUACUCUCAUUCAAAGAUGUUAGAGGUUUGCGUAUUCCUGAAGCGUUUGCCAGUGUGCCAACAGCUGACACGUAGAGGAAGACUAUUAAAAAUGUAGUGUCUGAUAUAUUUAAAACCCAAAGUGUGACUUGCCACGUAAGUUCUUCUUGGAUAUGUUUGUUAAUGGUGAUGUUUCAUGAUGUUGUGUUUGUUUUCCAAGCUUAAAACGAAGUGAUGCUUUACAUGCAGACCAGCGUUCAACAGGUUUGCCUGCAGUAGGUGUGUGUGUUCUCUGUACUGUUUUUUCCAGCAUGCUGUUGUGCAGGAGGGGGUGAAGUAAUCCUAUGUCACGCCGUUGUGGUAGAAACUGUAAGUAAGGGAGAGAGACAAAAUACCUUGUGCUGUUUCAUUAGCAACCCUGUUUAGUGAAUACUCCUGUAGGAGAAUUGGGAUUAGUACUGCUGUACAGCUACAACUAUGAAUGUUAGUUCAGCUGACUCUGGAUUUAAUUAAAAUUCAAGUUGUCAUCUUUCAUCUGGGGCUUGUUCCAGCCCUCCUCGAUGUUAAAGGUGCAGAUGUUAGUACCUCUGAGAUUUAGAUGAAGUAAUCUACCAACUUUCAGGUAGGGACAGGAAGAACAAAACAGUUUGGGCUUCAUUUCUGCCUUGGCUAUAAAUGCUAUUCUUGAAUUCAGGAAGAAAACCACUGUCAUUUUAGGACUUUGUUUUAAAGUUGAUGCUCACUGUAACAAAGUGUACCAUUAUCCUGUUUUGUAACAAAUGUACCUAACACGCAAGGACUGGUAUAUUACGUUGAAUACUGGAGCAAGGAGAAAAUCUAGAGCAGAGCUCUAAUUAGCCCCAUUUGGCAGCUGAAUUUGAUUAACGCAAUUCAGUUGCCUCUGGUGAAGGGACAUCUAAUUCUGUAUGUACCUACCUUGACCUACCUACCUACUCUUGAAAUAUUAUGUUACCGUGGUACCAGCCUGCAGAUGUUCUCAGUGAAACACGAAGAAAACUCAGCACACUUCAGGCCUCUGCUUCCCGUCAUCGCUCCCCGAAGUGCAGCAGUCAGUGGUGGCACAGCUGGCUCGUGCCUGCUCCAGAGGGAUGAGUGCUAACAGCUAGAUCGCAUGUGGGGAAUUUGGUAUCUUGUGGUGUAGCAGACCAGGGCUAGGACUCAUUAAAACCUCUCUUGGGUCAGGUGUUCGACUUGCCGGCACUCAGAGCUCUCUCUAUGGUGUGCACAGACAUCCCACGCGCACAAAAUGGGCACUGGACUGGACUGAACGUAACCCUCCAAGUUCCUCAGGCUUUGACCCGUCCUUUAAAUAGCUCCUUUCUAAUAAAAAUGGAAAUAAAAAUACUUUUCAGACUACGCAAACAGAGCAAGUUUGUCAGUUUUUCAGGAAAUAAAAUGGCAAAAUCAUUUCUCUCUUAAGCGCAUCUGUCUUACACAAGUAAACAUAACUCUGUGUCGCAACGCUUGUGAGAACAAUUCCAGUCUAAUCUGUCUUGGGUUGACUUAAUCUAGGAGGGUCAUUGCUCAGCUGAAACUAAAAUUGUAUUUAAAUGUGAACCAAUUUUUUUUCUCCUUUAUAAUAUUGUAACUGUUGAAAUGUGUGUUCUGGUCUUCUAUUUUCUUAGUAAAAUGCAUUCUUUUUGCCUAAA